UGGAGAGUUGGUAACACUGUGAUCUGGUCAGUGGUUCAGCGGUGGAAAGAGUUACAUAAUAAUUUUUUUCUCAAUUUACGAAUAGUUUAAAUUCUUGAAAAUGGGAAAGCAUUUCGGAGAACUUGCGAAAAUAAGAGGAUUAAUUACAUAUAGAUUGUCACCUCAUGAACAACGUGCAUAUGCAGGCGCUAUAUCUAAUGGCUUACCAAACAUCUUCCGCAGAUUUCGUGAAAGUGUUUUCAGAGUUGCUCCAGCCUUUAUUGUUGCAUAUAUGAUCUAUGAAGGAGUGGAAAGGGAACAACACAGACUUUCAAGGAAGAAUCCAGCUGAUUUUGCUAAUGAUGUAUAGAUGUAAUUACCAACAUUAAAAUAUAUUAUGUAGAAAAUUAAUUAAAUUAUUGUAUUUAA
This is a messenger RNA of Bicyclus anynana (squinting bush brown), 408 nucleotides long. RefSeq names its product cytochrome b-c1 complex subunit 8 (gene UQCR-Q). The record is from RefSeq and is a predicted model, not a curated record. Gene Ontology annotation, biological process: mitochondrial electron transport, ubiquinol to cytochrome c. The coding region runs from base 101 to 349 and encodes 82 amino acids. NCBI's taxonomy places the organism in Eukaryota, Metazoa, Arthropoda, Insecta, Lepidoptera, Nymphalidae. The transcript has 2 exons.